Paramisgurnus dabryanus is the source of this 2461-nucleotide messenger RNA. RefSeq names its product mucin 13b, cell surface associated (gene muc13b). Lineage: Eukaryota; Metazoa; Chordata; Actinopteri; Cypriniformes; Cobitidae. The record is from RefSeq and is a predicted model, not a curated record.
CAGAGGGCAGUGUGAAACAAUAACGUUUCACAAUCACGCUAUUUUUUAUUUUCUACUUUUAAAUUAACCAAAGGACUAUCUGAAAAUGCGUGCCCCACUUACAAUCAUUUUGACAUUUUGCUUGGUGGCUGCAUCGGAGUCCACGACCGUUUCCGAAAUUCCCACCACUACUGGGCCUGCUACCACUACCGGGCCUGCCACCACUACCGGGCCUGCCACCACUACUGGGCCUGCCACCACCACCGGGCCUGGAACCAUGACCAGGCCUCCCACCACAACAGGGCCUCCCACCACGACCGGGCCUAGCACCACUACCGGGCCUGGCACCCCUACUGGGCCUGCCACCACCACCGGGCCUCCCACCACAACAGGGCCUCCCUCCACGGCCGGGCCUAGCACCACGACCGGGCCUAGCACCACGACCGGGCCUGGCACCAAUACCGGGCCUGGCACCACGACCAGGCCUCCCACCACAACAGGGCCUCCCACCACAACAGGGCCUCCCACCACGACCGGGCCUAGCACCACCACCGGGCCUCCCACCACAACAGGGCCUCCCUCCACGGCCGGGCCUAGCACCACGACCGGGCCUAGCACCACGACCGGGCCUGGCACCAAUACCGGGCCUGGCACCACGACCAGGCCUCCCACCACAACAGGGCCUCCCACCACAACAGGGCCUCCCACCACGACCGGGCCUAGCACCACUACCGGGCCUCCCACCACAACAGGGCCUCCCACCACGACCGGGCCUCCCACCACUACCGGGCCUGCAAAUACAACAGCAAAUGGAGCCUGCUCUUCAAAUCCAUGUAUUGGAAAUGGAAUCUGCGAAGAGCGGUCUGGGGGUGAUUAUGUUUGUGUCUGUCGGCUUGGGCUGGUUUACGAUAACACCACAGGCUGUACUGAAGCAAAGGUUUUUCCUGGUACUUUAAGUUUGAACAGAGAGUUUGAUAAAGGAAUGGAGGACAAGGCAUCUGCUGUGUUUAAAAAAACAGCUGAAGAUAUACAGAAUGAGCUCAGAGAGGUUCUCAAAGGCGAUGGCUACAUUCGUUCCAUAGUUCUGAGUUUGAGUGAAGGCAGUAUAGUUGCAGAGGUGCAGAAUUUCUAUCAGGUUUCAUCCAGUGCCACAACAGAGACAGUUAGCAGUUCAAUUCGUAAUUUAAAAGAUUUUGAAUCAUUCAAUGAAAAGUCUGUCUGUGUAAUUGGAUACUGUGAUAUUAGUACCACCACAGACUGUGAUAGUGGUGCUGGAAUUCCAGUGUGCACUUGCAGAGAUGGGUAUAUCAAAUCCGAAUUCACAACUCAGUUGUGCAUUUCUUGUCCUGAAGGGGAAAAAGCAGUUGAUUCAAAAAAAUGUGAAAAGUGUCCUUUUGGCUUUUCUGGAUUUAACUGCAACAAUCCUUAUCUUUUGAUCGUGGUUGUGGUUUCCAUUGGGUUCGGCGUGUCGAUCAUAAUUUUUGUGACCCUGCUAGUCGUGAAAAGCAGCAAACCAAAAGAAAGCUCCCCGUCUAAAAAAGAUUUGAGCCCACAUGGUAAUGUGGAAAUGUCUAAACCUGCGGGAGUUCCCAGGAUCCCCCGAGCCAAUCCUAAUUCAGAUUGGCAUACUACAAAUUUGGAGAUGACCAAUACUGGGAGCACUCAGGCACUGGUGAGCAAAGAUCAGCUAGAGAACAAAGCAUACAAUCAUUAUGAUAAUGAUGACGAUGACGUGAUGUACAAGAAUCCAGAUCCUCCACUGUACUCCAGGAUAAAGAAUGUGGAAAAUGGCGGAAGAGGCGCUCAAAACCCAUAUUAUCGGUUUGAUGAUGAGAGAAUGCGCAGAUAUUAGCAGCACUGGACACAUUCCUGGACCAGGACUUACUUUUUUACAUGACCAAAAUUUCAAGAUAUUACAAACAGACUUUAGAUUUUAGGAACAGAAUUCAGAUUUUCUCUGCAUUUCAUUUUAUGGUAUUAACAGCUCAUGAAGUUCAGCUUAUGUAUUUACUCUUGUAUAUAUGCUUUUGGUACAUUUAAAUAUUUAAACAAAAUUGAGCAGUGAGUAGUUAAAAAAAUGAACUAUAGCUGUUUUGCAGAAAUAUGCAUAUACUUUCUUUUUAUACAGACUAUCAAUGUACAAGCGUUCAUGUUUUUGUUUAUUACAGCAACACAAUUGAAUACAUAUCCAUGCUUUUAAUUAAAUCUAAAAUGUUUGCUUAUUUAUUAAAUGUAAUUAUGAGGUAAUGAAUGUUUUUAAUACUUGGGCUGGAUCUCAGGAUUACUAGGUGAAUCAAAUUUCUCAUAAUCAGAUUUUCAGUAAUCCCAGGUGGUAUAAUUUAUUCUGGGAUAAAGAUAUUGAACCUGUCAUUUUGAACAGAUUUUCGAUGUCUGUGCCAAUUAAUAUUUUAUUAUUAAAGGGCUAAACCACAAAAAAAAAGAAAUCUGUCAUCAAUACUCCAUUACUCAUGCACCAAGCCUA